Messenger RNA from Pogonomyrmex barbatus (red harvester ant), 809 nucleotides. RefSeq names its product ribosomal protein L10 (gene RpL10). Lineage: Eukaryota; Metazoa; Arthropoda; Insecta; Hymenoptera; Formicidae. Gene Ontology annotation, molecular function: structural constituent of ribosome. Gene Ontology annotation, cellular component: ribosome. The record is from RefSeq and is a predicted model, not a curated record. Gene Ontology annotation, biological process: translation.
CGAACUUUCCUCUUGACUUAACUUGUUUCAAGGUUAGCUCCCAUUUUCCUUUUCUCGUGUGGUUCGUACCGAUUGGAGUCGGUUAAAAUGGGACGCCGACCAGCGAGAUGUUAUCGAUAUUGUAAAAAUAAACCAUAUCCGAAAUCUAGAUUUUGUCGUGGUGUGCCAGAUCCAAAGAUUCGAAUUUUCGAUCUUGGGAAGAAGAAAGCAUCUGUAGAGGACUUCCCAUUAUGUGUGCACUUAGUGUCGGACGAAUAUGAACAACUCAGUUCUGAGGCUUUGGAAGCUGGACGUAUUUGUGCUAACAAGUACAUGGUGAAAAAUGCUGGAAAAGAUCAAUUUCAUAUUCGUAUGAGACUUCAUCCGUUCCAUGUUAUUCGCAUCAAUAAAAUGUUAUCGUGUGCUGGAGCUGAUAGGCUUCAGACUGGAAUGAGAGGUGCCUUUGGUAAGCCUCAAGGUACUGUGGCCAGAGUACAUAUUGGUCAACCUAUUAUGAGCGUGCGUUCCUCUGAUCGCCAUAAGGCGGCUGUCAUUGAAGCUCUGCGACGUGCGAAGUUUAAGUUCCCUGGGCGUCAGAAGAUUUACGUAUCAAAGAAAUGGGGUUUCACGAAGUACGAUCGCAUAGAAUACGAGGAAUUGAAAGCAGCAGGUCGUCUUGCCCCAGAUGGUUGCAAUGUCAAGUAUCUACCUGAGCACGGACCGCUCGAUGAAUGGAAAAAGUUCAGGAAAGUACUUGCUGCAGCUUAAACAAGCAUGGGACAUAUUUUGGACAUUGAAUUGAAUAAAAUAUAUAAUCAUAAAAAUUGAAA